Molecule: messenger RNA, 1234 nt
Organism: Fundulus heteroclitus (mummichog)
Lineage: Eukaryota; Metazoa; Chordata; Actinopteri; Cyprinodontiformes; Fundulidae
Gene: cfap410
Product: cilia and flagella associated protein 410
Exons: 7
Coding region: 150-932 (260 amino acids)
Biological process (GO): mRNA splicing, via spliceosome; cytoskeleton organization
Cellular component (GO): U4/U6 x U5 tri-snRNP complex
Molecular function (GO): protein binding
Source: RefSeq, a predicted model, not a curated record
GCGCAUUGGCGUAGAAGUCGCCAGCAUUUCCCUGUGCAGCUGAGUUGGAUGUUUGUACGCUAAUGCUGUCAUGAUGCAGCCUUUGUUGUUUGUUAAUGUAUAUUCCAUUGAAUAUAUUCAUAGUUUUUAAGGCGUGUAGGUGAUCGGCCAUGAAGCUAACAAGGAAACUUGUUCUUGCUAAGGCCAAGGCCUCCGACUUAGAAAGCGUGAAGAAACUAAACUGCUGGGGAUGCAACCUGACCGACAUUUCUAUCUUCUCUCAGAUGCCCAACAUUGAAGUGUUGACUCUCAGCGUGAACAACAUCUCGUCUCUAUCUCCACUGGCCAGCUGUCUGUCUCUGAGUGAACUGUACCUGAGGAGAAAUACGGUUCCUACACUCUCUGAGCUCUGCCACCUGCGUCCGCUGACGCGGCUCAGAGUGCUCUGGCUGGCCGAGAACCCCUGUUGUGGAGCUGACCCGAGCCGGUACCGGCUCACCGUGCUCCGCUGCCUGCCUCGACUCCAGAAGCUCGACAAUCAAGUGGUAACGGAGGAUGAGGUCGCGCUUGCUCUGGUGGAAGGUGACGAGGUCAGCACACCCACCAGCAGCAUCCAGAACCAGCUUCCCAACAACGGCCUUCCAGAUGCAGAGAUGGAGAACGACCCGCUCAACUACAACAUGGAGGAGACCAACAAAAUCCGAGAAGAGCUGGGAAUGAAGCCGCUGUCGAGAGACAAAUUCUCCUCCCUCUCUUCUCCGUCCACCAUGGAGAAGCCGACAAUGAAAAAGACCCACGUCCUCGAUGCGGUUCUGCUUCUGCUGAGGGACCUGGAUGAAGAGGAGCUCCAGGUCGUGCACACGGCGACGCAGAACCGCCUGCAGACCUACACGCUGGACUCGGGAGAUGGUCAGAGGACGUCAGCUGAGAAAGCUGCAGACAUCCAGCACUAACAAUAUUCACAGCAUGCGCUCAGAGAAUAAUAUCCCACGUCCAACACCAAUCUCAGGAUUCUGAAACACGCACGGCUUCUCCUGGUUCCCUCUGUUUAUUUAUGUGCAUAGUUUGUAAUUUAAUUUCACUGCCUCUUCUCAUUUUAUCGUCUCCCUUUCAUGGCCACAGUUUUCCCCAUUAAUCAAGGAACAUCAUUUUUUUUAAUCCGCAUGCCCACACGCAUGCUUGCAUAAACAGAAGAAUGUAUGUUUUGUCUAAUGUGUUGCUCUAUUUUGAAAUUAAAGACAAUAUCCAGCAAUAA